AUGCUGUUCACAGAAGAAGAUAUCUUCAUGUCAGAGUUUGAGGAUGCUUGCAGCGCCUGGGUGGACAGUGUCAGCUCAAGCAGCGACGGUACAGACUCUGAUAUCGGAUCUCCCGCACAACAAGGUGGGUUUCUCUCUAGAUUCUAACCCCAUGACUACAAGGAUCAAUAAAUAAAUAUGUAUGUAAUAUGUAUAUAAAUGCAUUAUGGAUAACAUUUUAAUACAUAAAUCAUAAAGACUGCAUAUGUAUUCUCAAUUGUUUUGUAGGCAAAAAUACAUAGGCUAUAAUAAAAUGUGUAAAAUAAUAUGUUACUUAUGUAAUCCAAUGCAGCUAGAUGUUCCUCGUCGCCCACUGCUUGCUGCCUGUGCUAAUGUAGCCUACCAGUUUAUGUAAUGAUAAUAACCAUAGUUGUGUUGUCUCUCUCCAGGUUGUGUGCUAUCCCCGGGGACCGACGGGUCCGACUCGGAUUUCUUCUCCGACCUGAAUGACUGUUCCUCAGACAGCCUGUCCCCUCUAGCCUACACCGGGAGCUUCUACAUGGAGCCGUUACCGGGGACGGUACCACCCUGCAGCACAGAAGCCCUGCUCAACAUGAUCACGGAGAUAGUUGGGAUCUGCACGGUGGAGGACCAGGCAACCAGCGGGAUUCCCUCUGCCUCCCUCCCCGCCUCUGCCUUACCCUGCUCGGCCACGAGCGUUGCCUCUCCCCUGCUUUCCCUACCCUCCAGUGGCUACUGCAGCCAGGCUCUGACCGAGAUUCCUUCUCCUUCUGCCGGGGUGGACAUCAUUCAGACUCCCCCCGCUGCCCCUGUGGUGGUCAAGAACGAGUUCAACAGCAACUGCCACGGCUGCUGCGACAACGACCACUUCUCCCACCCCGGUCAGGAUGCCUUCCCCCCGGGCAGCUUGGAGCAGCUGUUCCCGCUGUCUGGUCUGUCUCUGGAUCACCAGGUGGACGUAAAGGAACUGCUGGACUCUCUGCUGCUGACUGACAUUAAGACAGAGCGUGACAUCAAACAGGAGCCGUGCCAAAUGGGAGACUGGGCUCAGAAUUACCCUGUACCUGUUAACGGGAGCUACGUCAACAACAGCUUCCUGGUCAAACCGGAGCCUCUGCAGUUACAGACUGUGGCCUCAGGGCAACAGCAGCUGGGCGCUUGCAGUGACCUGGCCGCCUUCACCUCCUCUCUGUCCUCCUCCUCCCUGGAUGCCUUCCUCUCCUCCCUGCUGCCCGGCGUGUUCCCGAGGAGUAGGGGCGUGCACGCCACCACAGGAGGGAGUAAAGCAAUGGCCCGCUCUAGUACCGGGGCCGUGAAGGUGAAACCGUUCCCGUGUCCAAUAACUGGCUGUGAGAGGCGUUUCUCGCGCUCAGACGAGCUCAACCGCCACGUGCGCAUUCACACGGGCCACAAGCCGUUCCAGUGCGCAAUCUGCCUGCGCAGCUUCAGCAGGAGCGACCACCUGACCACGCACACGCGCACGCACACUGGGGAGAAACCUUUCUCGUGCGAGGUGUGCGGGAAGCGGUUCGCGCGCAGCGACGAGAGGAAGAGGCACGGGCGCGUGCACGUGAAGCAGCAGCUGAAAGCUCAGAUGAUGGCGGCCUAUAACCUGGCCUUCCCCGGCGGAGUCUGA
Molecule: messenger RNA, 1636 nt
Organism: Coregonus sp. 'balchen'
Lineage: Eukaryota; Metazoa; Chordata; Actinopteri; Salmoniformes; Salmonidae
Source: the annotation of a GenBank genome assembly